Patella vulgata (common limpet) is the source of this 483-nucleotide messenger RNA. RefSeq names its product putative nuclease HARBI1. The record is from RefSeq and is a predicted model, not a curated record. NCBI's taxonomy places the organism in Eukaryota, Metazoa, Mollusca, Gastropoda, Patellidae.
CACAUACGUAUUCAGGCUCCCAGUACAGAUGAACCAGCUUAUGUCAACCGUACGGGCUACCACAGUAUAAAUGUGCAAGCUGUCUGUGAUCAUGAAGGAAAAUUUACUCAAAUAACAGCUAAAUGGCCAGGCUCUACACAUGAUUUCUACCUAUUUAAAACUUUCUCUUUGUGUACAGAUUUAGAAUUAAAUCAUAAAGGUAUAUCCGACGGCAUUAUUCUUGGAGACAGUGGAUAUGCAUGCAGAGCAUUUUUGCUUACGCCUUUUCGAAAUCCACAGCCUGACACCACCUACAACACUAGCCAUUCAUCGACAAGAUCUACAAUUGAAAGAACAUUUGGGAUCGGGAAGUGGCGAUUCCAGGUCCUUCAUUCUGAGAUAAAAAUAGAAAUAAUCCAGCCAGGGAAAGUUAGUCGUAUUGUUCGAGCGUGUGCCAUUUUGCAUAAUAUUGCAAUAAAAAUGAAAGAACCAACCGCUGGUUGA